Messenger RNA from Paramacrobiotus metropolitanus, 1833 nucleotides. RefSeq lists its product as uncharacterized. The transcript has a single exon. Lineage: Eukaryota; Metazoa; Tardigrada; Eutardigrada; Parachela; Macrobiotidae. The coding region runs from base 1 to 1833 and encodes 610 amino acids. The record is from RefSeq and is a predicted model, not a curated record.
AUGGAUGACGCCGCGUCUGAUUUGUGUGACGCCCUGACGGACCUGCUCAAUCUCGUUUUUGCUGGCAAAGUACCCAAGGAUGUUAUUCCCUUGCUCUGUGGCGCUCGACUCAUUGCCCUACGCAAAAAGGACGGAGGUCUGCGUCCAAUUGCCGUUGGAAAUGUAUACCGUCGCAUUGCUGCCAAGGCGGUGGAUAUCCGAAUUAGGACAGUAACAUCGGAGAUUCUCCAACCGCACCAACUUGGCUCAGGAGUGAAGAGAGGAGUUGAAGGAAUUAUCCACGGAACCAGAGACUUUCUCCUUCAAUACAGCGGUGACGUUAAGGCUCUUCUCAAAAUUGAUUUCACCAACGCUUUCAACUGCGUGUCGCGCAAAGAAGUAUUGCGGAUAAUAGCCGACAUCAUUCCGGAAUACUAUGCCUUUAUAAAAAUGUGUUACGGUGCACAUUCCUCAGUAUUCCUAGGAGAUGCAGUCAUUUCCUCUCAGUCUGGCGUGCAACAAGGGGAUCCUCUCGGACCAGUUUUGUUUUGCUUGGUACUGCAGUUUAUUGUCAACAAACUGAACACCUACCUGAACGCGUGGUAUACGGAUGCUGGUACGCUAGGAGGAUCGCCAUCGGACGUGAUUCGUAAUUUCCUGCUGCUGAUAGAGAAAGCCAAAACUAUUGGACUAGAAGUAAACAUUGCGAAGUGCGAAGUUUUCUUGUGCGGUGGCACGGAAGCACAGCGUACAUCGGCCGCUUACGACUUCACCAAUUUGUUCCCUGGGAUAGCCAUUGUAUCAGCUGAUAAACUGAACUUGCUCGGCUCUUCUCUUCUACCAGCCGCCGUAAUCCCGAUGAUCAAUGAUAAAAUCAGCCAGCUCGGUGUUAUGUGCGGCCGCUUGCAGCUAAUUCCUAAACACCAAGCGCUAUUCCUGUUGAAGAAUUGCCUAGGAGUGCCGAAAAUUGUUCACAUAUUGCGCACCUCCCUCGCAUGGAUGUUUCCACAAGAGCUAUACAGACUCGACCAGGUAUUUCGCGAGGCGGUCGAAACAAUUACCAAUGUCAGGAUGGACCACCCAACAUGGCUCCAGGCCUGCCUUCCUGUUCGUUUCGGCGGUUUGGGAAUCAGACGCACCGAGAAGCUAGCUUUCUCUGCCUACUUAGCAUCGGCUUCUUCGUUGCACCAACUGAUUUCCAGAUUAUGCCCGACACUGACAGCAACGGAUGUCACCGUCGCCACGCGAGCCUGGAAGUUAGAGGCCGACACUGACGAACUUCCGCCGGAGGCUUUCCGACACGUCCAGAAAGCUUGGGACACCCCUACAACCCUGCAAACAUUUUCGAGGCUAACCGCACUACGGACUUCACAGGAGGAAGUCGCGCAUCUCAAGGCGGUAUCAGUCCCGGAAGCAGGCGUGUGGAUCCAUGCAUUAUCGGCAGCUUGCCUUGGUAAUCUGUUGGAAGACAACGCUUUUCGCAUAAGUGUUGCGCUGCGUCUGGGAGCACCGAUCGUUACUCCACAUGUGUGCGUUUGUGGUGGGCUGGUCGACGAGCUAGGCCGGCACGGACUUCGCUGUAAGCGGUCCGCCGGAAGACUACCUCGACACGACGGAAUCAGCGCAAAAAUUACCCGGGGCCUGAAAUCAGCUGGCUUCCCUUCGAGAAUGGAACCAAAAGGUCUAUCCGUGAAAGAUAAUAAGAGGCCGGAUGUGAUCACCCUUAUUCCGUGGAACCGCGGAAAACCGUUGGCGGUGGAUGUUACCUGUGUGGACACGCUGGCGGCCUCAUAUAUCGACCGCACUUCCGUGACUGUCGGCGCGGCAGCUGAACUCGCGGAAAGGGAAAGCUAG